Melospiza georgiana is the source of this 3407-nucleotide messenger RNA. It is a transcript of the gene RPUSD1, whose product is annotated as RNA pseudouridine synthase domain containing 1. The coding region runs from base 385 to 1290 and encodes 301 amino acids. Gene Ontology annotation, molecular function: RNA binding; pseudouridine synthase activity. Gene Ontology annotation, biological process: pseudouridine synthesis. The record is from RefSeq and is a predicted model, not a curated record. NCBI's taxonomy places the organism in Eukaryota, Metazoa, Chordata, Aves, Passeriformes, Passerellidae. The transcript has 6 exons.
UCCGGUCCGGGUCCGGGUCCGGGUCACCUCCGCCCGCUUCGGGGUCCUCUCCGCCGCGCGCGUCCCCGCCCCGCGUCCCCUGUCCCCUCUCCUCUGCCCCGUGCCCUCCGGCGGAGCCGCCGCGCUCGCUGCAGCGGGGAGCGGGGCAAGGCCGAUGGCCGCCGCCGGGAUGGGCAGAGGCAGCACCGCGCGGCUGCGGGGCCUCCACGCGUGACAGCGGGGCGGGCAUGGGCCUUCCACGCGUGGCGCCGGGGCGGCCCGGGACAGCGGGACAGCGGCGGGGCCGUGCGCUGUGACAUCGGCAUGGCGGCGGCUGGAGCGCUGCGGUAGCGUCCGCACCGCCGUGGGACCUGCACCCGCACGGUGUGACACCGGGCGCUGGCCAUGGAGCCGGGCACCAUCGACAACCUGUCCAUCCUGUACCAGAGCUCCGACUUCAUCGUGGUCAACAAGCACUGGGACCUGCGCAUCGACAGCAAGAUGUGGUACGAGACGCUGACCCUGCAGAGCCAGCUCAAGCACCGCUUCCCCGAGCUGGCCGACCCCGACACCUACUACGGCUUCAGGUUCUGCCACCAGCUGGAUUUCUCCACCAGCGGGGCUCUGUGUGUGGCACUCAAUAAAGCGGCGGCGGGAAGUGCCUACAAGUGCUUCAAGGAGCGCCUGGUGACCAAAGCCUACCUGGCCCUGGUGAGGGGACACGUGAGCCAGAGCCGGAUGUCGAUCCGCUACGCCAUCGGGAAGAACACCACGGAGGGCAUGACCCACAUGAUGUGCAUCGAGGGCACAGAGGGCUGUGAGAAUCCCAAGCCGUGCCAGUCGGAGCUGAUCGUGCUGGAACAUGGAUCCUACAGCGGAGACCCCGUCACCAAAGUGCUGCUGCAGCCGCUGACAGGGAGGACUCACCAGCUCCGGGUUCACUGCAGCGCCAUCGGCCACCCCAUCGUGGGGGACUUCACCUACAGCCACCGGCAGGACAGCAAUCCCUACAGGAUGAUGCUCCACGCCUACUACCUGCGCAUCCCCACGGGCAAGGAGCUGAUCGAGGUGUGCGCGCCCGACCCCUUCGUCACCGCCAUGGACAGCAACUGGGUGCCCCAGAACGUCACCCAGCGUCUGGAGGACGUCAUCCAGGAGCUCAAGGACAAGGGGACACACAAGGAGGAGGAGGAGGAGGAGAGCCAGGAAGCUGCCAGAGAGGAGGGAGCAGGGGGGGAAGGCAGCAGGGAGGAGACAGAGGAGCAGCGGGUGCAGUGUGAGCAGUGGCUGGCUGAGUGGGCUCUGGAGUGAGCACAAAGCACCUCCCUGCAUCUCCAGCUGAGUGGGCUCUGGAGUGAGCACAAAGCACCUCCCUGCAUCUCCAGCUCCAGCCUUGUCCCAGCGGGUCUCCACAGAGCCCGGCGCUGCCUCCACACCUGCACUCCCUCUGUGGCUUCCCUCGCUCCUGGGGCUGGCACCAGGUGGGUUUUAGGAGGGGUUGAGGUGGGGUUAUUUUGUGAUGUCCAUCAUUCAUCUGCUCAUGGGAUGUCCCUUUCCCAGUUCUGAGCCUCAGCAGCAGAGUGUGUCACACUCCAGCUUAGAGUGACCCCAAAGCUUUCCAUCUCUGUCCUGGGGCCCGGGCACAGCUGGGCACUGCCUUUGCCUUGGACAUUACCACAACCUUUCCAUGCUUGGAUGCAGAAUUGCAGCCCAGCACAGGGAGGGGAGAAGGUGCUGGGUGCAGCUCCAGUGUCCCUGUCCCCCAUUCCCUCACUCCAGCUGCUGGGCCAUAACUGGGGCUGGAGCACAUUCUGGGGACACUGAGAGUCCCCCAGUCCCAGGUGUCCUGUGAAACUGGACUGGGAUGGGCAUGGAAAGGUCCCUGCCCCUCGCCCCCUCCCUCAGCCCACCUGGGCGGUUUUUAAAGGUUUGGUGAAGGUGAAGGAGUUGAUACCAAUGGAUUUUAAACUUUUUUCAAUUUUCUAGGAAGAGAAUCUAGUCUUUUAGGGUUUGUAAAAUACGGGUGGUCUUGGGAAUGAGGUAUUUUUAGUACUUCUGUGGUCGGAGAGCCGGCAGCCCAAAGCUUUUUUAAUGGAUUUUAUUAUUCCUUCUAGCACUGCCUUUCCUGCUUUUAUCCCUGCUGAGAUAGGUCAGAGGACACAAGUCCCUUUCUGUUCACGCACCUGAGGAGGGACCAGUGUCCUGUGUAGGUCCCAUGGGGUGGCUCCUGCCUGGCAGGUUUCCAGAGGGUCCUGCAGGCAGGUCCUUCAGCUGGGCAGUUUGGGAAAGCUCUGCAACAGUAGGAAAAGGACAAAGGUGAAAUUAAAAAGCUGAGAACUGAUGGGAAGAGCAGGCAGGAGCUCAGCUUUGAUAGAUGCCAAGAAAUUUCCUCGUAAGUGCCCUUGCUUUGCUGGUCAUCCUGCUUCGCUUUCCCCUUCCCUGCUCAUCCUCUGCAGCCCUCGGGGGACAUUUGGAAAUGAGGAGAACAGGACAGCUGGGGAGGGACAGCUGGGGCGACACAGCCCCAUCCCAGGCCUUUCAAGCACCACUCAGCACUUACCCAGAGUUGUUGUCACCUCACCAGACCCAUCCCGUUGAAAACACACCUGAUGGGGUUCAUACAGCUGAUAUUCCCACCCCGAUGGGGAAUAAAAAGUCACAGCCCUCUCCUUGUGGAUAAACACACCCUGCAAGUCACCGAAAUCCCCGGGGGGGUGUGGGGGGAGAACUGGAUCGCUUGUCCCGUGUGUCCCUUCAUGUUGUGGCUUAGUGCCACCACUGCAGGGCGGGGAUGGCCUGAGGUGCCAGCCCUGGGCACUGAGCGGGCACGGUGGGCUCAGGGCCGGUGCCAGGGGCUCGGAGGGCAGGAGGAGCAGGAGCCCCUUGUCCUUCUGCCAGGCCCCGUGGCCGGGAAGGGCCGGGCAGGUCCCGCAGCCGGGAAGGAACACGAGGAACGUGUUUGCCAAAGAUUCGAGGGGUGACGCGCACGGGAGGCGCUGGAGAGUGACAGCGGGGAUUCACAUGUCACAGGGGGGAGCCCGCCUUGCCGGCGCUGGGAGCGGUUCCUGCCGGGAGCACGGCCGGGAUGAGGGGUGGGAACACGGGGACAUGGCUGGCGCCCGAGCCCGCCGUGUUUGUGUGGAGGAGCCCUCGCACCCCAGCCCAGCCUUUGCCUGCUGCUGCUCCCCAGCGCCACAGAUAAAAGGGAAUUUUCCUUGCCCUGCAGAGGGAAUUUUCCUUACCUUGCAGAGUUUUCCAGGCGCCCUUCCCGGCUGCGUUCCAGGGCAAUGUCCCCGUCCUGUCCCCUCCUGCCCGCGGGGCUGCGGCUCCGCCGGUGCCCUGGGGUUGUGGCGUGGCUGUGGUGUCCCGUGCACUCCGCAGUUCCAGUUCUGGUGUAUUUGCUGCAUUAAACGUGUCUCUGCCCUUCA